Anneissia japonica is the source of this 7114-nucleotide messenger RNA. RefSeq names its product zinc finger MIZ domain-containing protein 1-like. Lineage: Eukaryota; Metazoa; Echinodermata; Crinoidea; Comatulida; Comatulidae. The coding region runs from base 496 to 3414 and encodes 972 amino acids. The transcript is spliced from 16 exons. The record is from RefSeq and is a predicted model, not a curated record. Gene Ontology annotation, biological process: protein sumoylation; regulation of transcription by RNA polymerase II. Gene Ontology annotation, molecular function: zinc ion binding; SUMO ligase activity.
AUCUGAUCAUUCAUCCUGCAGUUGUUAACGCUGCAACACCGCGCACAGACACAGCCUCUCUCUAUUAUGUGUACACAUUGAUUCGCUCUGUCGUCUUUAUAGAGAAUUUAAUAGCCAGGAAUAAUUUAACCUUUUUGCAUGACUCUUUUUGGAUUUAUAAUCAUAUUUGCUUGGAUUUCUGAAUGACUUGUCUGCUUUCCUGUAAAUCAUAAUGGAUUAUUAUAACACAGUUGCAGUAGUUGAGAGCAUUGAAAGAAAAUACAUCUGUACUACUGUAGACUAUUGUCUACUGAGUACCUAGUUUACUGAUAAUAAUACACCCAGCUGAUUGUGAUUGCUGAGUUUAUGCUACUUACCUCAUAGUCUUUUCAGUCACUGUUUUACUAAAAGAUUUUUUAAAAUUUUCUUCAACUGAGUAUUAUCAAACAUCAAAUAAUUUAAUAAUUACUCUAGGCCUUGAAUGCCUGAUUGGAUUAAUACAUUUCCUAGCCUUCUAUGCUAUCACUUUGGUGUGAGGACUUAGGAAGAUUAUUAUUAUUACGGCACCAGAAGAAUCGCACAAACGAACCUAGCAAGCACACUCCCUCCCUGCUCCCUGCUAACAUGCACUCGCAGAUGUCGAAGGGCAUGCAGCCAAAUAUGUUACAAGGACCUGAUCCUGGACUUUCUUGGCAGGGACCACCUCAACAGUCGCAUCAUCAGCAACCCUCUUUGAGUGUAGUGACCACAGUGUGGGGUGUUACACAGACCAGCAACAGUGCACCGAACACAAACAACUCCUUCGUACAAGGUAAUAACCCAGUUAAUGGAAUGAAUAACCAACAGUUUCUUCAGCAACAGCAACCUUAUUCUGGGAAUCACAUCGCACAGGCGAAAGGAUACCCAAUGAACGGCCCAGGACCAUACAGACGGGAUUCACAACCCUACAGGGGGACAAGCAAUGGGUUCCCACCAAACCCUCACAACACCCAUCAGCCUGGAAUGCAAGGGGACAUGGCACAGCCUGCAGCUGCUGCAGCAGCUGCGGCUGUUGCCGCUGCUGCAGCGACUGCAACUGCCACAGCAACAGCAACAGUCCUGAAGGAACAACAACAGCAGCAACAGCAACAACCUCAGCAACAAGGAAUGGAUUAUGGACCAAUGAGGCCAGGGCCAGGUUUCAACCAGCCAUUCCCUGGGCAACAAAACAAUUUUGGAAACAAGCAGCAAAUGUAUAAUACUGGUAUGCAAAGGCAGUAUCCACAGUACAUGAAGCGACCUUACCCAGGCCACCCCGGUCACAUCAAUCAACCAGGGUUCAACCCCCAGGCUGUGUCCAACCCAGCAUAUCAGAACAUGCACAAUGUUACUCCCAAUUCAUACCAAAAGAUGGCAAACACGUUCCAGAACCCACAACGGAUGGCUUCACCAAACUUUAUGGUACGGCAGAAAAUGCCAAUCACUGGUAACUAUGGCAACAUGGGAGGCAACGGACCGUUUUUUAGAGACCACCCAAUGGGUAUGCAAUACAACCAGCAAAAUAUGGGCCAAUUACCGAAUUCGCACGCUGUGAAUUUCCAGCACUCUCCCGGUGGCAUGCCUGGUAACCCAACUCCGCCACUUACCCCAGGGCCAAACAUUCCUUCCUACAUAUCACCAACCCCACAGGAUAUCAAGCCGUAUCCGAAUGGCCCACCAGAUAUGAAGGCCUACUCCAACGGCCCAGCAGACAUGAAAGCCUACUCAAAUGGCCCAGUAGACAUGAAACCAUCAUUACUCGCAUCCGAUGAGCUUAGGAUGACAUUUCCUGUGCGAGACGGCAUUGUCUUAUCACCUUUCCGAUUGGAGCACAAUUUGGCGGUCAGUAACCAUGUCUUCCAACUCCGUCCGUCAGUUCAUCAGACGCUGAUGUACAGGCAUGAUUUGGAGUUACAAUUCAAGUGUUACCACCAUGAGGAUCGACAGAUGAGCACCAACUGGCCAGCCUCGGUUCAAGUCAGUGUGAACGCCAACCCCCUGUGCAUUGAGAGGGGAGACAACAAGAGCUCACAUAAACCAUUAUACUUAAAAGAAGUGUGUCAGGCUGGUAGAAAUACAAUCCAGAUCACAGUCACUGCCUGCUGCUGUUCACAUCUGUUCGUCUUACAACUCGUCCAUCGGCCGACUGUGCGGUCAGUUCUUCAAGGGUUGUUACGGAAACGGCUCCUGCCAGCUGAACACUGCAUUACCAAAAUAAAGAGAAACUUUUCCAACGAAGCAUCAUCAAACUGUCUCGAGGACAGUGGUGUUGAGCAGACAGCGGUGAAGGUCUCAUUAAAAUGUCCAAUCACGUUUAGGCGUAUAACACUGCCAGCACGAGGGCCUGACUGUAAACACAUACAGUGUUUUGAUCUAGAAUCCUACUUACAGUUAAACUGUGAACGAGGCUCAUGGAGAUGUCCUGUUUGCAACAAAGCAGCAUCUCUUGAAGGGCUUGAGGUAGACCAGUUCAUGUGGGGAAUUCUGACCGCUGUCCAGUCAGUAGAAUUUGAAGAGGUAACGAUUGAUGCCAGCUCGAGUUGGAAACCGGUACCGCUAAAACCAGAUGUGAAAGAUGAAGAACCAGUGAUUGAUAAUUGUCAGUCAGCUAAGAGGUUCAAAGCAAUGUCCCCGGGGAGUAUGACGAUGCCUACCAUGAACAACUAUGAAGGUAUGGUCCCCUCACCAUAUGGACCGCUUCCCCCACCAGAAUAUUGUCAAGGCCAGACUACAAUUCCAAGCUCAAAUACACCAAACUUCAACAACUUUGACAACUUCAACCCUGCACAGCGAGGAGCAAACUUUGGCACAGCACAGAUGCAGCAUUAUGAAGAUUCAAACAUCGCCGCCAAUGAUUUAGUCAGCGUUGAAAAGAGAUUCAAUCCUGAUGCUCAGAUUCACUCACCACUAAACGCCGCCCACCCAACCACCCAACCUCUUCGACAAUCCACACACCUAUCACCGAUGGGGCAACAUCCACAACAUCAGCAACAUCCUCAACAACAUCAACAGCAACGACCUAUGAACUCUAUGAAGCCACCCACGCCGGGCAUGCCUGCGGUCAGUAACAGCAACAGUCACCCAAUGAUGCAUCAUGGGAAUGCAGAGCCCCCUCAGCCUAAUCAGAUGCCACCGCACAUGACGCAGAAUCCAAACAGUCGGAACAUGAUGCAUAACAAUGGCAGUGUACCAAACUCGUCACAAGCACCUCAAAACCACCAAAAUACUAACAGAAUGAGUCACACGACAGAUUUGAACUUUGACCCGGCAGCUGUGAUUGAAGGGGAGGAAGAAGCUGGAUUAGACCUUUUGCCAGACACAGUGGUAGAUGCGGAUUUGUUAUCCCUACUAGGUCAAGAGCAAGCUCCAAACAGCACUGACACAAGUGAUGAACUCUUACUGUUUCUUGACUCAUAGUAAUACAGGAGGCUUCGCUUGAUCAUUCCAGGGCUGGUGAAAAAAAAUAACCUCUUAAAAACUGAUGUCUGACAGGACUUUUGGUGCUGGCCAAAUAUGUGUUGAUAUGUAUUGUAUAUUCCAAGCUAUUUAUGAGUUGCGUAUAUAUAUUGCAGAGCCUCAUGGAGGACCACAACAAAGCAAUGUAUAUAAUGGAUCAGGGACCAGAUGUGAUUUUAUUUGAAAGUGAUCCAGAGAAUGAAAAUGGAUGUUUUAAGAUGGUCGAGUGUUUUAUAAAUUGAAAACGGACUGAAAACAUUUUUGACAAACUUAUUAAGAGCCACAUUCAAUUCUAAAAACACAUACAUACAAGUGAUGUUGAAAAGGUGCUGGAGUUCCCACCUACCAUUGAAGCCAUCAAUCGUGAAAGUUGUUUGUAAAUCAUGGACGCUGGAAAUUGUAAACUUGCUUUUCUUAACAAGAACUACUUUUAAUGAACGUUGAUGAUGGUAUCUCAUACAGCAUUAUUAGCCAGCUAAGAAGGCAAGUUAGCUGAAAGCGAUGAUACUCUCAGCAGCAUGCAGAGUCUCUUCCAAGCCUGGGUGAUCUUUCCUGAUCUAUGGGCCUAGGCUGUGAGAGCUACUAUACAGUGUAUAAGAUUCCAUAUCUCUGCUGUGAUCUUUAACUAGCUUGGAACAGAAGCUUGUGUUUAAUCCCUAAUCCUACCUUGAAUUAUCUCUUAUAUUUAUUGAAAAGCUUCCAAUGUUUUCUGGUAUGUUGUGUGCUGUAUAUUUUAUUAGAUGUUUACACAUGUGAAGCCAAUUAUGUAAAGGUCAUACGAAAAAAACAUCAACUCAAGAACACAUAUGAGACUAAAACAGUGUGAGAGAGAGGAAAAACAAGAGUUGUUUGAUCGAAAUCAAUAUGUGAUAGUUUUCAAUAUGACAAUGUAAAUUGUAAUCUAUUUAUUUGAAAAUGUUUCGACUUGACUAAAGUGACUCUGUGAUCAUGAGAUGGUAAGACAUCUUCCUGCUGAUGCAAUAUGGGUAAUAUGUAUCCAGUCAAGGACAUGAUGUAAAUUGUGGUAAUUUGUAAUUAAGUUGUUUUCGAUAACAACUCAAAAUGGCCAAAUUUGACAUAAACACAACUACAUUGGUAGUUUUGUUAGAAUGAUGGAUAAAUGAUUUUCUAGUUAAUACUGAGUAAGAUAUCAAGAGAGAUAAAUAUUUUUCCUGCUUAUACUAAUAAUGGCAUAUCUGAUUGGGUUUUUGAAAAUAAAAAAUGUUUUCAAUAAAUUAUGAUCUGUUUACAACCACAAUCUGAAAUCUACCAUGUUCUGUAUUUUAUAAAAGAAAACUCAUGAAUGAAAAAGAGAACAAAAAAGAAAUAUUGUUAUACUAAAUUGAUUUUGGAUCCGUCUUUUGUACAAUGAAUAUUAAUAAUUAUUAUUGGUAACCGAAAAAAUUCUAUAAAUUUUAAUGAAUAGAUUUUUUUGUUGAAACUGUCAUUGGCAGUUUGUCUGAGACAAUUAUAAUAAUCUUUAUCGUAGAUUAACUCGGCAUUUAGUCCUGUUUCACAAGAGAUUAUGUGUACAAAGUUAUUGUUGUCAUUAUCAAAACUGAAAAUGAAACCAAAAAUAUUUGAUGAUGAAUUGUAAUUAAAUGAUUUAAUAUUAAUUUAUGUAAAUUCAAAUAUAAAGCCCAGCAAAAUGGAAUACACUAAUUACGAAGCAUCUGAUACUGAAAUCAGAUUUUAUUUUGUUGGGUUGGGGGGGGGGGGGGAGGGGGCAAGGAUAAAUAAGUUCAUAGAAAAAUCAAAAUCACCAAUUACCUGCCGCACACUGCGUCAUACAACGGUCGUACGAGCAUAGGCUGACGAAUCAGUAUGCGCUGUCUGUAAGCGCUUGACGACACAACACCAUUUGCUGAUAGUUGAUAGCAAACUGGGAGGAUAGCCAUUUGAAAGAAAUCAGUUGCACAUACUUUGUCGUUCUCUAUGGAAUUGCGUCAGCUGACGACCAUUGGCGCAGUGUGUGUGCCCGUCUUUAGAGAAAGUCAUCUAUAAUCUACGGUAUGAGUGCUUGCUAUAUUUGCUUUUAUAUGUUUUUUUAUUUCAUAUAAAUUUCCAUUGUAAUCAUAAAUAUAACUAGUUAACUUAUAACAAUUUUUAUAAACCCUGAUCCUAAAGAUGCUGUUCCACUUCUCCUAAGUUGAUUUUUUUUUGUUCUAAAUCUACAGCAGCCCUGGAAAUGUUUUUUGCCGGAGUCGAAGUAAUUCUUAUGAUGUGUAGUAUCUGAAUGUGUUAUCGUAAGGCCAAAAAAAAAUUAAUAAUUAUAUUUUGACAAAGUAGACAUAUAUCAAUUGUAAAGUUGUGGAUACUACCGAUUGAAAACAAAAUAAUUUCCUGUAUAUAAGAUUGCCUGUAUUGUCUAAUUUACUUAAGAGUAUCCGUACAGUCCUGUCACUAAAUCCAAAGACAUAAAAAUCACUAAAUUAGGUGUUUAUUUUAAUGCCAGUCAUAUCUCUUCAUUUGCAUAUUACUGUUGAGUUAUCAUUUUCUCUGUUUUUAAGUGAGAUGGAAGAAGUUUUUGGAAUUUAGUAAGAUGAUUUUUUCCAUUCAUUUUAAAAUUGACCAAAUUGAAUAUAAAAAAAUACUUAUUUUCAAUUUCUUUUUUACCUGUGCCACAAGCAUUGACUAAUAGAUUGAUUGAUGACAACUAGUUGUCUAGAUAAAAAAAAAAUCAGAUUUACAGCAUCUUUAAUCUCUUCUUCAAAUGCAAAAAUUUUAUUUAAGAUUCUAGUCACUUAUUUUAAAAUCAAAGGUACUGUUAUGUUAUCUUAAACACAUCGGUCGGAAUUGUAAUGGUAACAGUUAAGGACUAGUAUUCAUGGUCUCUAUAUACUGUGAUAUGACAUACAGAUAAUGUUAAAAUUGUCUAUCGUUAGAAAAAUCUAUAAAAAGAAAACCACAGAAAUUGACUGUGGUUUGAUUUUUUGAAAGUAGAAAAUGAAUUGUUAUGGCAUGGGUGAAAUUUGUCAGACCCAGGUACCUUUUGUUUUGCUCUUUAUAAAGAAAGAACAAAAAAGAAAAAAAUGAGAUCUCAAAAUGUUCAUAUCACCCUAACCUGACUUCUUUCUGUUUGGUUCUCAUCUUCAAUUUGUUUAAACUUGCAACCUUAAGAAUUAUGUCCCCAAUAUAGGAAUGAAUAUGUGAAGACUUGGUAACUAGAUGAUGGGAGAUUUUGUUAAAAUUAUUUGUAUUAUAAUUACUAUCAUUCUGUGUUUAUUUUCAUAGUUAUCAUUUUUAUUUUAUCAAAAUCAUUCAUUUUGUUAUGACCGAUACUGAUUUCAUCGUAAUAAUAGUAAUGGCCAUUUACUAUAAUGAUGAUAACAAUACUGGAGUUUAAUAAUAAAUAUCUUUGUAAUAAUAAUAAUUAUACAUUAUAAUUUUUUAAAAAUAUUUAUACCACAUUUUUUUCGGUUUCCGUUUAAAAAAAAAGACAUUUUAAAAUGUUAAAGCAUUGAUUUACCUUGACUGAAACAACCCUCUUAAAACACAAGUAAAAAAUACACCCACCAAGUUUAAACAUUGUUAUUAAUGUUCACUUGCUUACAUAAGAGUGUACCCCCCCCCCUCAUUUCAGGGUGACAAUAUUUAUCAUAUUUUUAUUGUAGAUGAUACCUUGUGCUCAAAGCCCUGUGGAGGCUAUCAAAUUUUAUUU